Styela clava is the source of this 2507-nucleotide messenger RNA. Lineage: Eukaryota; Metazoa; Chordata; Ascidiacea; Stolidobranchia; Styelidae. The record is from RefSeq and is a predicted model, not a curated record.
AAAAAUUCCAUAGGUGCAAUAGUAUGCAGGUUCAAUUGUAAUGGAACCUGUUUUUAGAUUGAAGUUCCAAAUAUAUUAAUUCAAAUGUUUUUAGUCGAUAUUAGUCAAAAAAAUUUGUUUGCAUCGUGUUCUUACGAAAAUCGGUAUGGAUUUUAGACUAACAGACAAAAUCUUUAGGUCUAAACUCUCGUAUGUCAGAAUUCUCUUUAAUAAGAUGAGUGAUGAGUGAGAAGGCUAUUGAAUGCUUUGUUUUUUGAAGGAGGAAAGAACUGUCAUGCUUAAAAUAACAUAAAUGGAUUUAGAUCAACUUUUACAAGAAAAAUUGGGGGGAAUAAGUAGAUAUCAAUGGCUGCUCAUUUUUGCUUUGAGUUUGCAACCCUUGGGGAGUUCAAUCAUGUCUCAAACGAAUGUCUUUUUCAGCUCUGUCCCAGAUUACAGAUGUUCAACGCCACCUUUGGAUGAUCCGAACAUUUAUCCAGAACUCACGGAAGAAAACAUCACAGCGCUCAUGAUUCCACCCGGGGAGCCGUGCUAUAGAUAUGAUUACAAUUUAUCGAAGUGCAAUGGCAAUGGAGACCUGUCAUGUUUGAAUAAUUCUGAUCCAGGAACCAUUGAAUGCGAUGCAGGUUACGAAUACGAUGAUACAUAUUUCGAAGAAACUACUGUUUCUGAGUGGGAUCUCAUUUGUGGACGAACUACACUUGAUUCAUUAGCAAAUUCAAUGUAUUUUGUUGGUAUAUUCAUAGGCUCAUUCCUAAUUGGCCCAAUGAUGGAUUGGUUUGGACGUAAGAUGAGUAUAUUAAUACUCACUGUGUAUUCAACCAUCAUUGGAGUUAUUCUCGCCUUCGUUCCUUCGUAUGAAGUUUACAUUAGUAUGAGAACUCUCCUGGCAAUAGGAGCAACCUCGUCUUAUUUGGCAUAUUAUACAUACGUUUGUGAAAUCGUCGAUAACUCCUGGAGGACCGUGGUUUCUACACUUGCUUUAUUGGUAUCUGCCAUUGGUCACACAAUAUUACCAGGCGUAGCAUACUUCCUACGAGAUUGGAGAGAAUUAUGUCUAUGUUGUGCACUAUGCUGCAUUCCGUACUUUUUUGUUCAUUUUUUUAUCCCGCGAUGUCCAAGAUGGUUGUUGUCAAAAGGAUUGGAAGAUGAAGCAAAGAAAACAAUCGAAAAGAUUGCAAGAAGUAACAAAGUUGAACUUUUGGAUAUUGAUUGGAAUCUGGUUGUUAAAACGGAAAGAGAAUACAUUGAGGCCGUCUCUAAACAGAAAAAAUACGUUAUCCCAGACCUUUAUCGGCCUCCAAUGAUGCGAAUUGUUUCUUGUAACAUAAUUUACUUAUGGUUCGUUGUGAGCUUGGUGUUUUAUGGACUUACUCUUAACGUUGGAACACUCGCAGGUGACCCGUACGUCAAUGCAACAUUGAAUGCUUUUGUUGAAAUUAUCGGAUACCUUUUGUUCAUUGUUUGUGCAAAACCUGCAGGAAUGAGAAUUACUUCGAGUAUUUCAUAUUUACUUGGUGGAAUAUGCUGUUUAACAACAAUGUUUCUAGCACAGUUUGCAGAUGGUAAUGAAGCCAUGAUAGAAGCAAGUCGGUGGAUAGCAAUAUUAGGUAAAUUAUUUGCGAGCAUGUCGUUCACUGUUGUCUACCAAUAUACCGUGGAGCUAUAUCCAACUGUCGCAAGGGGGACAGCAAUGUCAAUGGGAUCUAUGUCUGCUAGAAUUGGGCCAAUAAUCAUGCCAUUUACUCUGCAACUACAGCAAGCAAUUCCUUGGCUGACUCAGACCAUAUUUGGCACACUUGGAUUGAUAGCCGGAGCAACAACAUUGAUGCUCCCAGAAACUUCAAAAGAAGACUUGAUGACAUCAAUCGAUCAAGCUGAAAAUUUUUACCGAAGAAACAUGAGAAUUAUUGCGAAACUGUUCCGAAAAACUGAAGUAUAUCAAAGCGAAUCAAACGACGAUAAAAAACCAUCGACAUCUGGCGAACUCAAAGAAGGAUAUGUAUUUAAAUGCGAUGAUGAAGAUAUGUAUUUAUAUACAUCAAAGUUAUGAAGCCAUCUCAGUAAAUAUACUAUAUUUACUGUCGCCUUUUUGUUGAAGACAAUGAUAUACCAUAUAAUGAAAUUUCAGGUGCACAAUAUUGAUGUUUUUUCAGCAUCUUAAUCUUCUUAUUAACCAUACAGCGGUAUUACACCUGUAAGAUGGCGUUAGAUCAGUCUAUAUAACAUUAUUGCUGGCAAUGACGACAAAAUUUAUAUUUCAUCAAUAUUUUAAACAAUAGAGGUUUUGGAACUUUUCCGGCAUAAUUGAGAUCAUUGUAGCUUUUUCUGUUUUGCUGACUCUUACAUCUUUGAUAACCCUUGUAAUUUAUUAUAAAUUAAAUUAUUCUAAAGAAAUGUCUAUUCGAUAUUUUGAUGUGAUGUCGAUUCUUCCUAAUUCAAUAACCUUUUUUAAAUAGCCGUAUAAACAUAUUAAGAAAAAAAACUAAUAUAUAUAUAUUAUAUUA